Nomia melanderi (Alkali bee) is the source of this 4429-nucleotide messenger RNA. It is a transcript of the gene PPP1R15, whose product is annotated as Protein phosphatase 1 regulatory subunit 15. Lineage: Eukaryota; Metazoa; Arthropoda; Insecta; Hymenoptera; Halictidae. Gene Ontology annotation, cellular component: endoplasmic reticulum; protein phosphatase type 1 complex. Gene Ontology annotation, biological process: response to endoplasmic reticulum stress. The record is from RefSeq and is a predicted model, not a curated record. Gene Ontology annotation, molecular function: protein phosphatase regulator activity.
AGUAACAGUAGCGCCACUAACCGCGUGAAUCACGAGUACACUCUGUACAUCAACCAGUUGAAAAUGGCCGCUUGAAAGUUGUUCUUAAAAUGUGUGCUGCGAUAAUCUGUCAUAUUACAAUGGAAUCCUUCGGAUUUAAUGAAAAAUCUAAGCGAAGCAUUGUGCCCGACGUAACGAGAUUCACUGAAAAUUCUUUGUUCGAAGUCAACAAGUGUGCCACAUCAAAAAAUCAGUUGCACUGCGAGCAAGAUUGCCUACGUGAUUGUGGUUGUUGCGGCUGUGGGAGCUAUCUUUGUUUACAGCAAAGAAGAUUUAUGAGAACUAAGAGAGGUGGUAAAGGAGUACCAGCGUGUUGAAUAAUUAAACUGAGAAUGGAAAACAUGUAUUCGAUGAACGAUACGUUGAACACGGGAAGGAGAAUGUCAAAUCCGAAGCAAGAAAACAUGCUUUACAGUGUGUUCAAUGCUAUUAAUAUGAUCUGGGAACGAUUUGCCAAAGUUCCUGCAUCGGUUAUGGCAGGAUUUAAUUAUCCGUUAUCAGUGACAGUAGUAAAUAACGAAGGAAUAAUUUCUCAUGAAUUUUUUAAAGACUUGGCAACUAAAAAGGAUACGUUGAACACUGAUAAUGUAUAUAUUCAGAGUUCUCCGAUAAAAGAAUCUUUAAAUAUUAUUGAAAAUAUUCAUCAUAGUAUGUUUGAUGAACAGAAAUUGUACCUAAGUAGAAUAUUUAAUGAAAACACAAUGAAAAAUUUAAAACUUAGCUACGAUUAUAUUAGUACGAAAAACAAGGCUAUAGACAAAUCUGGUGAAGAAAAGUCAGUUAUUACAGAACAUUGUAAUCACUUACUACCAACUAAAAAAUCAUACGAAGGAAAUAUAGAAGACCCGUUUGAACACGUUUAUUUAGAUAGUACAAAGAACAUGAAAAAUAUCCACAACUGUAAAUAUAUCAAUGAUAGUCUUUCUAACAAGGAACAGUUUUCUGAUUGCAUCGAGAGUAGUGUAAAUGAUAAAGUAAAUGUAAACACAGAACCAUUUUUGUCCACGAUCGAUACAAAACUAGAAAGCAUACAACUAAUUAAACAGGUUUCAGUGUCCAAUAUGUUGACGAGUAUGUGGCAAAAGGUUUGUGAUAACGUAACAGAUCGAUUCUGUAGAACAGACUCAAUUGAAUCGGAUACAACAAUGAAACGAUCACUCUCGCCGAAACAACGAAGAAAACAUAACACUAUAGCAAAGGGCAGAGGUCGAGGUCGUGCAAGAUCACAACUUAGGCGUUCCGGAGUAAGUCAAACCAGACACAGGAAGGAACGCACUAAGCACGACCUUACUGCAGACAUACAAAACGAUUUGAAAAACUGGCAAGACUACGAAGCAUACCAUGAAGUAGAGAAUAAAGAAUCAGAAGACUGUUUUAGCUUAGAUGAAGACAUGGUAGAUGGAUUAGGUACUACAGAGACAGUUAACCAUGCGACAUUUACAUUUGCUGAUGUAGAACCAAAAAUUCAGAAACCAAAAACACAUAAAACCUGCGGUCAAGGAAUGUUAGAGUUACCUACAAGAAUGAGAUAUAUACCCGAGUGCAUAAAAGCCAUGAGUAUUUUCAAUGAAGACUUCACAGAAAACAGAUACAAUGCGCAGAGAGCGCGCUUUCGACCACGUUUAAUGUCAGAAAGUUCUAUCGAUUCGGAAGACAGUUCCUGUAUAGUUUUUGAAGCGGAAUCUGAAGUAACUUAUAGAAAUGAUCUUGAAGACACGGAUGAGAGCGACGCAGACCAAAGUAGUUACGAUGACGAGGAUGACGACGACGACGACAACGAUGAUGAUGAUCACACAUGCAAUCUCAGAGAACUAAUUUCUCCAGUUCAGAAAGUAAAAUUUAAUUUGAAUCCGAGAGUUCAUGUAAUGGUACAAUGGGAUUUUGCGUACCGUGCUGCUCGUAAAGGCCCGUGGGAACAAAUGGCUAGAGACAGAGAACGAUUUAAAGGUCGUAUUAAUUGUAUAGGGCGCAUUCUUAACCCGAUAUUAACUACUCAACACCGAACUCACAUUUGGCAGGAAAGAUUUGCACGUAUUGAUAAAAGUUUAUAUUCACCGUCCGCCUAAGGUAAUCCUCUGUAAGAGCUCCAAAUGUUGCAUAACAUAAUAUAGAAGAGAUGAUAUAUUGAAACAAGAGGGAGUAUGUAUAAUAUGUCUUCCAAAAUAACAAAAUAGGCUGUGAAUAAAUAGUGUAGAACAUUUGUUUUAAAAGAUAUUGUUUUCUUUUUCUUUUUCUUUCUUAAAUUACAAUAAUAUGGGUAGUCUGUUCACUGUUUAUAAUACGUUACUGUUUACUGCACAUUAAAUAAUUGAUCGAAUUAUAAAUGUAAAAAAAAAACUUCGAGUUUAGAUUUUUGCCAGUGGCUAGUCUAAUACUUGUUGGAAUACCAGACACUAUUGAAGCUUAUUUUAUGUACCGCACAAAUUAUGUUAGGUGAUAGACUUAAUUAAACGAGGACAUCGCUUUUAUAAUGAUAGUAGACUAUUGCUUGAACAAUAACUAAUUUGAUAAUAUUUUAUUGAUGAAAGAUCUUAUUAUAUCACCUAUUAUAAUUUCAUAAAUAAAAUCUUAUUGUACAUAAGAAAAGGUUAGAAUAAAGAGGAUGUAGGUUAUGCAAGUCGGAGUACAUUGUUCAUAAACAUCUUUAACAAAUUUUCUCUUUGAAAGAGAUGGACUCAAAAUCAGUUUAAAUAUUCCUGUAGUAUAAGAAAAUAUUCAUAUAUAUGUAAAUAAUACAUGCAUAUAUAUUUUUAGUUGAAUUAUCUCAUCUUCGUUAGGGUACCAAGAGUAGAUAUUAUGAUUAAUGCACUAGUCAUUAAAAAUGUAUAAAUUAUCAACCUUUUUCAAUAUAUUGAAAAAAAACAUAUUGGAAGAUGUUAUUUAUCCAUACUUCCCUUUUUCGAACAUAUAUUAUCAUCUCUUCUUCCAUACAACUUUCAUUGUAUAAAAAUUGGAACUAUUUUGUCAAAUACUUUUAAUAAUAAAAUAUAUUUGAAGUAGGUAAAUUGAAAUUACGUGAUUUAAGUCACGUACGUUUACAUCGUUAAAUGCAAAACAUAUAUUAGAUUUUAUAUGGAACAAUACAACUUAAGACUUGCAUUAAGAUUGUACAGUUAAGAAUAAAAUAAGCAGACAAUAUUGCUACUUUUUCGAAACAAAAAGAUGUCUUGUAAAAUUUCCAAACUGUUUUAAUCUUUCGUUAUUUGAAGCGAAAUUGCGUUAUUAAUGUUUUUAAACUAAAGUUUUUAAAUUAACUUUAAAGUUGUUCCAUAAAUUAAUCAUACGUUUUCAAUAUUUCAACUGUAUUAGUAAUAAAUGAAUGUCCAUUUCCUAUGUGCAAAUGUUUCAUUAUGAAUUGGAAUCCAGAAUUACAUAGUAAACUUCGUGUAAGAAUAGUAAUAUGCUUUGCAAUAAUGAGUUUCUAACAGGACACACAUAAUGUUUAUGCCAUAUAAAACUAAUUAGAUCAUUUUACAUUAUUCGAAAAUGUAUUACUACGAAAUUUGACUUAAAAAUUGCUACUGUUUCAAUAAUAUCGAAGUUUUUAAAUGAAAACCUGAGAAAAGAAACUUGACCAUUUGAUGUACAAGGUACAUUAAAAUAUGUAAUGGCAAUAAAAUAAAAACUGCAACUAAACUAAAGAUUUACUAUCACGAGUAUGUAUAACUUUGUAUUUAAUCUCUUUAGUUGUAGCAAGGUAAAUAUAAUGCAGAAAAAACAGCAACAUUUUUAGUUCAAAACUUGAUUCAUGUUUUAAUAUAUACACAUACCAUGUAUUUUAUUUUCCAAUUAUGCAAUAUUCUAUUUUCAUUUCCUUUAGUAUUAAUUUUGUAUAAAACGUAAGCAUGUAAAAAUUCUAUACAAUAAUCUAAUGAUGUACUAUAUGUAUUUAAACAAAAAUGUUAACAUUUAAUAUGUGUACAUAUUAUAAAAGAUAAUAUAUAUACACAAUAACAUUGUUCUAUAAAUCAUGUAAUUGAAUUAUUGUAAUUUACUUUAUUUAUAACUAUUUAACAAUGAUUUUUCCAUUUAUAACACAUAGAUUGGCUUUAAUCUGCAACGUAUAAAAGUGGUAGACAAUCCUUGUUUAUCAUUACAAUUGUUUAAUAUUUAAUUGGGGGAUAUUUUGGAAAGUAGAAUAUCUAUGUAUUUAAGAGAAUACACUAUAUAUGUAUAUAUUUAAUUGAAUAAACAAGUUAAUCUGUUUUGUAAUUGUCUAUAAAACAUAUUGGAUAAUUUAUUUGAGUACCACUAUCAUUAAUGACUUAGAAUACAAUUCAUUUUGUAGGAGUGUGUUACAGAUGGCCAAUAAUUUUCUGUCUGAUGUUGCAUGGUUCUAAAUAAUUUAAUGACAAUAAAAUGAAAGAAAGUCAUAAGGUGCUAAUAUUUA